Messenger RNA from Suillus paluster, 2807 nucleotides. RefSeq lists its product as uncharacterized. Lineage: Eukaryota; Fungi; Basidiomycota; Agaricomycetes; Boletales; Suillaceae. The transcript has 4 exons. The record is from RefSeq and is a predicted model, not a curated record. Bases 329 to 2449 code for a protein of 706 amino acids. Gene Ontology annotation, molecular function: nucleic acid binding.
CAAUGGCGACGAGUAGGCAUUGAUAUAAGUAUUUUAAACUUGUUAUUUCUUGUGCUCCUAAUCAUGAUCUACAGCAUAAUAUCUCGCAAUAACCACAACGGUGAUGACCACGGGUCCCAGGCAGCAGUAGCUUCGUGAUGAACGCUACUAUUGUCGUUGACGACGUCGUCGGCGUUGAGUGGGACUCGUAAAGUUAGAUGCGUACUUGGGUUAUAAGCUUAUGUAAUCGUCAAACUCCCUGUGAAACCCCCCCUUCUCAUUUAGCGACCUUGUCGUUGUGCUCAUUGUCGUCCUCGCCGUCUUCCCCGUUGACCACAUAGCUUUCAAAAUGAACUCGUCAUCCCGUCCAGCAUCUUCCUCGACACGUCCUGCAGUAUCCCCAAAUCCUAGACCUCAAGCCCAAGUGAAUACCCACACAAAAGUCAUAGACACUACACACGGCCGUAUCCUUUGCGUUGCAGACAUCCGUGGCCGCCUCUCUGGCCUAAAUGAUCUUGCACGCGAGGCGAAUGCGAAAGCUAUCAUUCAUACCGGCGACUUUGGUUUUUUCGAAAGCAACAGUCUAGAUCGCAUAAAUGACCGCACGCUGCGUCAUCUGACGAUGUAUUCGCCACUAAUACCAUCAUCACAGCGUGCCCACUUCCUCGCACCUGACAACACCGCCCAAGCAAUCCGCGCCACCGUCGACAUUUCUCUCCUCUCUGAAUUCCCUCUCCUUCUCUCAGGUCAACUCAAGCUCUCUGUCCCUGUAUAUACUGUUUGGGGUGCUUGCGAGGAUGUUGUCAUUCUCGAGAAGUUCCGCGCUGGCAUAUACAACAUCGACAACCUCCACAUCCUCGACGAGGCAACUACUCACUGCCUCGACGUUGGAGGCGUCAAACUUAGGCUUCUUGGUCUGGGCGGUGCACUCGUUCCCCACAAAAUGUUUGAUAAUGGUGAUGGCAGCGCCACAAUCGCUGGUGGACAGGGUACCAUGUGGACAACCGCACUCCAGAUCGGCGAGCUUGUCGAUACCGCCCAGCGCGUUUUCGAUCCCACCGAGACACGUCUCCUUGUCACACAUGCCAGCCCCGGCCGUGAGGGUAUAAUUGUACAACUUGCACUCGUUCUCAAGGCCGAUCUCUCUAUUAGCGCGGGGCUUCACUUCCGUUAUGCCUCCAGUUAUAACGAGUUCAGCGUGCAAAGCGAUCUCGAAGGCUUCCGCCACAAGCUCGUUGCUGGAAAGGAAGCUUUUGAUAAAGUUUGGGACAGUGUAAAACAGCAGGUAGAAACCGUUAUCGAUGAGCAUCAGCGAGUCCUGCUUGGCAAGGCCCUGAGUGUUGUUGAGAGGGUGCCGAAUCCACAGGGUCCAGAAGAGCCCUCUUGGAAGAACUGUUGGAAUUGGAACCUAUGCGAUGCUGCGUUCGGUUCGCUUGUGUUGGAUGUCAAGGAUGGCAGAAUCAGUGCCGAGUUGAAGAGCCAGGGUUUCAACUAUGCGUACCGUCGCACCGCGACGCCCAGUAAUGUUGCACCAACACCAAAUUCAACAACGUCUUCACUACCAAAUGCUACCUCGAACCCUCCCACCAAGGGUUCAACACCCAUUCAGGCUGAAAAACCUCUCUCACCACAUCCAAGGGAGGUCAAGUCUCCUCUGGCCUCUGUACCAUCUGGUAAAGUGACUCCCAAAGAAUCAUCUCCGUCCACGCCUGCACCUCCCAAAUCUAACGGGAGUGGAACACCUGCACCACCGUCAGACAAGGCUAAAAAAGAAAGGCAGAAACAGAAAGAGAAGAAAGAACGCAGGGACCGUGAGCGCGCAGAAGCGAAGGAGAAGGAGGCUUCUACAUCCGAAGAGAAAGCUGAUCCUGUUGUGAAUGCACCUAUUCCAGCUCCAGCAUCUGCCCGUGCUCCAACUCCGGCGUCUGCCCCUACCCCUGCAGUAGCACCAGAGCCGAAAUCAGGCAAAGCGACACCUGAAGUGCCCAUCACCGAUGCACGCGAAGGGAUGAAGUCGCCAACAACAGACAGUACGGGCACGAGGACACCGACAAGCAAGCGGCCAUCGAGACAUCCUUGGACAUUAUUCGUCAAACUCCCUCAACAAUCAACGGAAGAAGAAGUCAGGACGUUCUUUGGUGGUGAGGCGGCGGGAGUGACGAAGGUGAUUUUCCUUCCAAGCAAGGGGUCCCCGCAUCAACAUCAGCCUCAACGUACUAGACACGUGGUCUUAGUAGAGUUCGGUGACGAAGAGACCAUGAAGACAGGAUUGGGGAAGAAUGAUGAGAAAAUGGGCGAGAGUACUAUUAGCGUGGCGGAACGCGAAGAUCGCUUUGAUAGAGGCAGUAGUCGUGGUGGGUGGAGACGUGGUGGUCGUGGUGGUGGAUUCGCUGCGCGGGGAUUUGCCGCAGCCGGGCUCACCCGUGGUACGCCUCGCACGAACGGCGAGGCACGCGAUGCUGAUGAUUGACCCACGGAGUGAUUUGAUACGACCCUUUUGACGACUCAUCAUAGGUUUCCACUUUUUCAUGACUUUCAAUGCCACGUCGUGUGCGUCCGUUAAUCUCGUUUAGGUUUUUCACACAUUUUCGUGCAACACGCUGCUUUUCAUAUGAUCAUUGAGGAUACGGUAUAGUUUUCGUUGUACUCGUCCAUGAAUCAUGCCCUUUCUGCACAUCGUGUGGCUUCUGAAUUCGACAGUCGUGGAGUGUUGUUAACUUGUUAACUACAUACAGCCGAACAUGUCUGAAGAAGAUCCGGCGAAGCGACCCAUGUGAUUAAACUUGAGUAUUUAUGUCAAUCAGCCUGUACAUGUCCCUAUAUAGUGU